AUGGCGAUCCAGAAGAAGCACGCGAAAGCGCGUCUGGACAAAUACUACUACCUCGCGAAAGAGAAAGGCUACCGCGCGCGUGCGGCAUUCAAGCUCAUCCAACUGAACAAGAAGUUCUCGUUCCUCCAAAACGCAAAAUGCCUGAUCGAUCUGUGUGCCGCGCCAGGCUCAUGGCUGCAAGUCGCCGCGGAAGUCAUGCCCCAAAAGUCGUUGAUUCUUGGUGUCGACCUUUCUCCCAUCAAGCCCAUCCCGAAGACGAUCACCUGGCAAGGCGAUAUCACAUCCGACAAGACGAGGGCGAUAAUACGCGGGCAUUUGAAGACGUGGAAGGCAGACUGUGUCAUUCACGACGGUGCACCGAAUGUCGGAACUGCUUGGGUUCAGGAUGCUUUCAGCCAGAACGAACUGGUGCUGUGCUCGUUAAAGCUGGCGACGGAAUUUUUGGCGAAUGGCGGCACAUUUGUCUCGAAGGUGUUCAGGAGCAAAGACAGUGCGAAGCUGGAGUGGAUAUUCAAGCAGUUGUUCAACAAAGUUGAUCAGACGAAGCCACCGAGUAGCAGAAAUGUGUCGGCUGAGACGUUCUAUGUCUGUAGAGGAUACAAGGCGCCAAAGCAUUUGGAUCCCAAGUUCUUGGAUCCACAUUAUGCAUUUAUGGAAGUCAAGGAGAAGGGCCAAAGUGACGAGGCGAAGGUGUUCAAUCCCGAGAAGAAGAAGAGAAAGCGUGAGGGUUAUGAGGAGGGAGACUGGACUCAAUUUCACGAGGCACCGGCGAGCGAGUUCAUUCAGACACAGGAUCCGAUCGCGAUGCUUGGAAGUUUGAACAGAUUACAUUUCCGACAGGAAGCGAAUGGCGAUAUCGCACUUGCUGCUCUUGACAAGCUCUCAGAGACGACGGAGGAAGUGCGUGAAAACUGCGAGGAUCUGAAGGUGUUGGGCCGCAAGGAAUUCAAGGUUCUUCUACGGUGGAGAUUAAAAGCGCGAGAGCGUUUUGGCUUCAAGCAGAAGCGUACAGAUCAUAAAUCGCAGGAGAAGACCCAAGAGCCAACGGAAGGAGAAGCUGGUGAAGAAGUUGCCGUGGUGGAGUCAAUGGAUGAUGAAAUGCGGUAUCAGGCGGAGCUUCAAGCCAUGAAGGAUGCGCAGGAUAAGCACAAGAGGAAAGAGAAGAGACGGGAGAACGAGAAGAAGCAGAAAGAUAUCGUGCGCAUGCAGAUGGGUAUGACAACGCCGAGUGACAUCGGUAUUGAGGCUGGAGAACACGAUCAAGUAUUCCAGCUCAAGAUGGUGGACAAGAAUCCGAACACAAGACGUCAGAUUACACGCGGUAGGAUGCAAUAUCUAGCCGACCCGGAAAAACCUCAAGAAUUCGAGGCCAGCGAAAGCGAAGCCGACGAGGAUGAAGACGGCGAUGAACUCGAAAGGCAGCUAGACAGCGCCUAUGAGAUGUAUCAGGCUGCGAAAGAGGAUCGGGACACCAAAGCAAGAGCAAAGAGGAUGAGAAAAGAGGCAGGCAAACACAAGGACGAUGAAGAAGAGUUUGAAGAUUUCGACCAGCGUGAGAAUGGAGCCGACACCGAUGCCAGCAGUGAUGCCGAGCUUGUUGAAGAUGACUCUGACUGGAGUGACGAGGAAGAAAACGCAGGACUGACCACUGAUCUGCAUGGAAAGGACGACAAAGAAAACGGUCUGUCGAGAAGAGCUGCAUCGUUCUUCAAGCAGGAUAUAUUCAGCGGGAUCGAUGGUCUCGAUGAAGAUGCAGAGGAGGAAGAUGCGGACAGAGGUCGGGAUCGGGAUAGUGGUAUUGAUGUCGACUCGCCCGAACUCAAGGCUGAGACCGAAAAGAUGGAUGUGGACGACGUUGAGGAGGAGGCGGCGGAAGAAGAUGGAUCUGAACCUGAAGAGGUCGCCGCAGAAGACUCGGAUGAGGACUGGGAAGAGGGUACCACGAAAGAGAAGCCUGAGGAUGAAGGCCGACCGAACAUCGAUAUCAUUACAGCCGAAGCCAUGACUCUUGCACAUCAGCUCGCGACCGGGAAGAUUACCAAAGCACAAAUGCUUGAUGAUAACUUCAACAAGUACUCCCUGCGCGACACGGAUGGGUUGCCAGAGUGGUUCUUAGACGACGAAGGCAAGCAUUCUCGUGCGCAGCGUCCCGUCACCAAGGAAGCUGCUGCUGCUAUCAAAGAGAAAAUGCGCGCUCUCAACGCCCGACCUAUCAAGAAGGUCCGGGAAGCCAAGGCCCGCAAGACACUUCGUGCUGCACGAAGGAUCGAGAAGAUCAAGAAGAAGAGUGAAGGUCUGGCCGAGGAUGGUGAUGCUUCGGAGCGAGACAAGGCCAACCAGAUCUCGAAACUCAUGGCGAAGGCUGCAAAGGCUGGAAAGAAGAAAAAGCAGCCCGUCAAGGUCAUUCGUGCCGGUGGCCAAAAUAAGGGCAGUGGCCGACCUAGAGGCGUCAAGGGCAAGUAUAAGAUGGUCGAUCCUAGGCUUAAGAAGGAUGUUCGCGGCUUGAAGCGUGCUGAGAAGAAGCAGAAGGGAAAGAAAUAG
Pseudocercospora fijiensis CIRAD86 is the source of this 2541-nucleotide messenger RNA. RefSeq lists its product as uncharacterized. The record is from RefSeq and is a predicted model, not a curated record. NCBI's taxonomy places the organism in Eukaryota, Fungi, Ascomycota, Dothideomycetes, Mycosphaerellales, Mycosphaerellaceae. Gene Ontology annotation, cellular component: nucleus; nucleolus; preribosome, large subunit precursor. The transcript has a single exon. Gene Ontology annotation, biological process: maturation of 5.8S rRNA from tricistronic rRNA transcript (SSU-rRNA, 5.8S rRNA, LSU-rRNA); rRNA methylation; maturation of LSU-rRNA from tricistronic rRNA transcript (SSU-rRNA, 5.8S rRNA, LSU-rRNA). The coding region runs from base 1 to 2541 and encodes 846 amino acids. Gene Ontology annotation, molecular function: rRNA (uridine-2'-O-ribose)-methyltransferase activity; rRNA (guanine) methyltransferase activity.